Molecule: messenger RNA, 1269 nt
Organism: Penicillium macrosclerotiorum
Lineage: Eukaryota; Fungi; Ascomycota; Eurotiomycetes; Eurotiales; Aspergillaceae
Product: histidinol-phosphate transaminase
Exons: 3
Coding region: 1-1269 (422 amino acids)
Biological process (GO): L-histidine biosynthetic process
Molecular function (GO): L-histidinol-phosphate:2-oxoglutarate transaminase activity; pyridoxal phosphate binding
Source: RefSeq, a predicted model, not a curated record
AUGGCUCAAAGGACAUCACCGUUCGAUUUGCAGAAAUGUGCCCGCCCUAACAUCUUACAAUUGCAGCCUUACCGGUGCGCCAGAGAUGACUACAAAGACGAUGGGACGAACGUUCUCCUCGACGCAAAUGAGAAUGCCUAUGGCCCCGGACUGGCCUUGAACAGUGAGGGUGCCUUGCAGACGCCGCAGACUGGUGGUGCGACAGGCGCAUCUAAGCCUGAGAUUGACUUUCUCGGCUUGAACCGAUACCCUGAUCCUCACCAGAUCGAAUUAAAGCAAUUGUUCUGCAACCUUCGCAAUACCCACCACCACACACAAAAGACCCUUCGCCCCGAGAAUAUGUUUGUCGGCGUUGGCUCGGACGAGGCGAUCGAUGCGCUACUCCGGUGCUUCUGUGUGCCUGGCAAGGAUAAGAUCCUUACCUGCCCGCCGACCUAUGGAAUGUAUAGCGUGAGCGCACAGGUCAAUGACAUUGAGAUUGUCAAGGUGCCGUUGGAUGUGACCAAUGGCUUCCAUCUGCAGCCAGAGAAGGUCAACGAGGCCCUCUCAGCAGACUCGUCAAUUAAGUUAGCCUAUAUCUGCUCGCCAGGGAACCCGACGGCCAACCUGAUCCGCAAGGCGGAUAUCCAGAAGGUGCUAGAGCACCCGACUUGGAACGGCGUGGUGGUGGUGGACGAAGCUUAUAUUGACUUUGCGCACGAGGGCGCCAGCUUGGCCGAGUGGGUGACCGAGUGGCCCAACCUUGUGGUGAUGCAGACGCUGAGCAAGGCCUUUGGACUGGCGGGCAUCCGGCUCGGUGUGGCCUAUAGCAGCCCUGAGAUUGCAUUGCUACUGAACAGCCUCAAGGCGCCGUACAACAUCUCCAGCCCGACCAGCGCGCUGGCCACGGCUGCUCUGACGGCCCCGAACAUGGCUGUCAUGCGCCAAUAUCGCGACCAGAUCGUCACUCAGCGCGACCGACUGCUCCGGGAGCUACCGCAGAUCCCCGGCGUGGGCCGGUUCCUUGGCGGCCAUGACUCGAACUUCUUGCUCGUGGAGAUGCUCGAUGCCGAGGGGCGUCCGAGCAAUGUCACCGCGCUCGCGGCCUACGAGGCGAUGGCCGAGAAGCGGGGGGUGGUGGUGCGUUUCCGGGGCAAGGAAUAUGGGUGUGAGGGCUGUCUGCGCAUUACAGUGGGCACGGAGGCGGAGGUCACCAAGUUCCUGCAGGAACUGCGGACGGUGCUGGCCGGGAUUCACGCCGGAGUCGGCAUUCAGUCGGUUCGGGAUUAA